CCACUCCCUUCUUCUUUUCCCCUCCUCCCCCACUUCCACCUCCCCCUCCUUCUCCUCCAUCCAUGGCUCCAAGCCCCAAGCGCACCGCCAAGGAGAAAUCCAGGAAAGGCUUGGCCUCUGCAAUGGACGAUGAUGCCGAUGAGGAGGAGGAGGAGGAGGAAUUGACCACGGCUGCUGCUGGAGUUGGGCGACAGGACGAUAAGAAGCGCAAGGGAUUCGUUGGCCCUGUCCGGAGAGUUGCUGGCGCUGCCGCCGGCCACCCUUGUUGCCAGGCGGAGCACUGCAAAGCUGAUCUCACUCAGGCGAAGAGGUAUCACCGUCGGCACAAGGUCUGCGAGGCGCAUUUCAAGGCUCCCGUUGUCGUCGUCGCUGGACUUAGCCAAAGGUUCUGCCAGCAAUGCAGCAGGUUCCAUGAGCUUGCAGAGUUUGAUGAAACAAAACGGAGCUGCCGCAGACGUUUGGCCGGCCAUAAUGAGCGGCGCAGAAAGAGUUCUUCUGAAUCUCAAGGUGAAGGCUCAAGCCACUGUAGGCAGUCUGAUCAAGGCGGGAGGAUUCCGAUAACUAUCCCUGGAAAUCCCACCUACAAGCAUUUCCAGAUCAGAUAAGCUACAUAGCAUGCUCUCUCUCUUCUGUCAUCCUGUGGCUUCCGUACUUAAUCGCUAAAUGUUCUCUACAAACAUAUGUAUAAAAACAUAUUUGGGUUGCCCUGCGACACUAGUUAAUAGCAUGCCUGCUGCAAAUGAUACUUUGCUUGACUAUCUAUCUUUUUAUCUUAAUUGAAGAAGUUGUUGUUCUUUGUUUGUGUGGAAAA
This is a messenger RNA of Dioscorea cayenensis subsp. rotundata (Guinea yam), 811 nucleotides long. RefSeq names its product squamosa promoter-binding-like protein 3. The transcript is spliced from 2 exons. Bases 63 to 605 code for a protein of 180 amino acids. The record is from RefSeq and is a predicted model, not a curated record. Gene Ontology annotation, molecular function: DNA binding. Lineage: Eukaryota; Viridiplantae; Streptophyta; Magnoliopsida; Dioscoreales; Dioscoreaceae. Gene Ontology annotation, cellular component: nucleus.